Molecule: messenger RNA, 1559 nt
Organism: Verruconis gallopava
Lineage: Eukaryota; Fungi; Ascomycota; Dothideomycetes; Venturiales; Sympoventuriaceae
Exons: 2
Coding region: 322-1416 (364 amino acids)
Source: RefSeq, a predicted model, not a curated record
CUUCCAUGUUGCAGAUCCUACAAUGUGUUGAUUCUUUGCUUGCCGUCGCAAUUGACGCUCAUUGCGGGACCCAGAGACAAGAUUCCGCCGUACUUUCACAUCCUGCAAGAUACGAGAUCACGGACUCGACUCGUGCCCUCCACCACAGGCUCGGGCCUAAUGAUCUUCUGAAAGCCAGACUUUAAGAUCCAUCGCUCGUUGACGAUCGUUGUAUGUGGAUUUCGGACAUGAUCACGGGCACAGCUUCUCCGACUAUGCAAUCGUUCUAGAUCUUCACAAGCAAUUUCACCACCCUCGUUCUUUGUUUCCUCACUCAUCACGAUGCGGGAACGAGUCCGGCGGCUCCUCGCCUGCCUCUGCCUUGCGGCUUGCUGUCCAUGUUGUUUCCCCUGCUAUAUUUGCGCCAUUCGGUCGCGAAAGCGAAGGCGGCAACAGGAAGAAUAUGAAGCAAUCAUGGAGUAUCAGCGGGUUGGCCCACGAAGUCCAGACACGGUGCGACCUUUACGCAGAAGUCACAGGCGGCGAAUCAGUAUUCCACACUGCGCGCGAAGAACAAACAACGAGGUCGAUAAGAGCCUAGACGUAGAGAACGAAAAAGCAAUUGAAAGGACCGGAGAAAAAGAUGCUAUAUGUGGGCCAGGACAUGCAAGUCUGAAUACGAUCGACAAGCACGUUCUGCAACAAGCAAAAGCGAGUUCGGACGAUCAAAUCACGCACAGUCAAUCACAGUCCUUAUUGUACCGGAAGCUACCACCAGAGAUUAGAAGUCUGAUAUGGCGUCACUGUGUUGGUAAUUUCAACAUUUAUCUUGGUAUCAUCAGCGACGAAAAGCGAAUCCGACACUGCAAGAUCUUCGAGGGCAAAGGAUUGAUGCGUCUAAGCAUGGACCAAGCCGAGCAGGAUAAGCUUAUGAAAGAGCACUACUUCAUAUCACUGCUCCAAUCAUGCCGCCGAGUCUACACCGAAGCGAUCCCUCACCUCUAUACGAACAAUUCCUUUUUGCUCUCUUCACCUAAGACUCUGCUCGCUCUUUCCUCCACAACGCUGUUACAUCGCUUCAACUUGAUUGCAACGCUUUUGAUGAAAUAUACCCCACAGCUCCAACAUGGUCUCUCCUUUGGGCUCUCGCAACAUGACGUACGUAUGUGGGAACGAACAGCUGACCUUCUCGCCUCUAUGAAAGGGCUGAAGAAUCUAGACAUCAUUCUCUGGGAUAGAAGUCUCUACGGCACACCCGGCGAUUGGGAUAAUUUAGAGGGCCUGCUAAAAUUGCUACGCAAGAUCAAGCAGCCGAAACACUUCACCGUGACUAUCGACCAGAGUAAUGAAGUUGAAGGCUUACGCGAGAAUCUCGGAGACAUUCCAUUCGUCUUGAGAUACGGGAGGCGCGAUGAUGACGAAAGGUUCUUCUGGUGAACGUAUUUUUCCGUAAACGAUGUAUAAAGUGGAUUGACAGGCAUUUACGGCAUCGAUGUAUCACUUACUCACAAAUGAAAUGAGGGUUAUGAGAUGGUGUAAAAGGCACGGAAGAGUAGAAAUAUGAUUUACAAAUUUUCCAA